Messenger RNA from Centropristis striata (black sea bass), 2205 nucleotides. RefSeq names its product complexin 2a (gene cplx2a). Gene Ontology annotation, molecular function: syntaxin binding. The record is from RefSeq and is a predicted model, not a curated record. The coding region runs from base 321 to 722 and encodes 133 amino acids. NCBI's taxonomy places the organism in Eukaryota, Metazoa, Chordata, Actinopteri, Perciformes, Serranidae. Gene Ontology annotation, cellular component: SNARE complex; terminal bouton. Gene Ontology annotation, biological process: neurotransmitter transport; synaptic vesicle exocytosis; regulation of neurotransmitter secretion. The transcript is spliced from 4 exons.
CUCUCCCUCUGCAUGCUCUCAUCUCGUCCUGCAGGAAUAGACUCUCUUCCUCCGCCGCUGCAGCCUGACUCUGACACAACCGGCAUGUCUGCAAACUGAGAGCUGCACUGAAAGACACACACAGAGGACACAAUCCCUCCUUUAAGACGCACAACUUGUGUUGUCCUUCUCCCCCCGCAGGAGCAGAAGCAGAAGGGUGGUUAAAACACUGCGACGAGGCAUUAUUUUUUUGGAGGGAUAAAUACUUGGAGGAGGAUCAAAACAAGGUCUGUCCCCGAUAACGUGACCACUGAAGGAAGAGAACACAGAACUGCUUCAUCAUGAAUUUUGUAAUGAAAGCUGCGAUGGGAGGAGGUCCUCCUGAUGUGGGCAAGAUGCUGGGCGGGGAGGAGAAAGAGGAGGACCCUGACGCAGCCAAGAAAGAGGAGGAGAGACAGGAGGCGCUGAGGCAGCAGGAGGAGGAGAGGAAGGCCAAAUAUGCCAAGAUGGAGGCUGAGAGGGAAAGCAUGAGGCAAGGCAUCAGGGAUAAGUAUGGCUUGAAAAAGCGUGAAGAAGCUGAGGCCGAGGCAGCAGCAGCUGCUGAGCAGCCCGCAGAGGGCAGCUUGACUCGACCCAAGAAGGCCGUGCCGGUCGGCUGCGGUGACGAGGAGGAAGAGGAGAGCAUCAUGGACACAGUGAUGAAAUACCUGCCAGGCCCACUGCAAGACAUGCUGAAGAAGUAGGCUAGCUCGCUAGCUAAUGCUAACGUUAUCUAGCUUAGUUCAUAGGCUACAUUCACAAGGUUGGCUUAAAUCAGGGGUUUUUUCCACACAUGACAGACAUGAACAUCACUUUGUUAGCGCAUAAAUCAAAGUUUAAUCUGAUGUGGUGAUUUGGUGUUCAGACAAAGGAUUUUGGUGGGAAAAUGAAUCGGAUGUGAACCAGCAGUGUGAAUUUCAGCCGUUAGACUAAGCUAGGCUGUCCCGACGGCCAGGUGAACGUUAGCUCGACUGGUAUUAACGUUAGCUAUGUUACACUGAUGAAGCUAACAGCAAGUGGAGGGGCUAAAACACAAUGUUAGAUGGGAUAUCCUUCUAGUGGGAGACGUUUUAAACUCCUUUUUCUCUCCUCUGCAGAGCUCUCUCGCAGCACUGAAAAAUAAUUGUCCACCACGCUGUUCACACAAUUUGUACAUAAAUAAAUGAAUACAUUACAAGCCUCAAGGUGGGCAAACAAUCAUAAAAUAUUAUAUGAAAGUAUUAUACUAACUGUGUGUCUGUCUCUAAAAUAAAAAAAAAGAUGUGAUAACUUGAUAAGCCAUAUUUUAAAAAGGAAAUUUAAAGACUACUGUUGUGUGCUCCUAAAGCUAAUGUUUUGUGUUCGACUAUGUCUGAAACUUAUGUAAAACCUUUUGCACACAGUGUUACACAUUCUGUCAGACCAAUUGUCUAUCUUCCCUACACAUGAAGUGUAAUAACAUUCAUGUAGUGUAGUGUUUAAAAAUGUUUCUAUUCCCCUUGUUCAGUGCGUCUCCUUCUUAUGUCUUGCAUGCCAUUUGUCUGGACACGUUUGUUGUGUGAAAAUGUACAAACUCACCCCCCCGCCCCUUUUCUCCUCUUCUUUGUCAUGCAAAAAAUAUUAAGGCAAUAACUCCUAAGUUUGAGUGUGUUUUCACUACCAUGUCGAUAUAACCGUUAAUAAUAUCAGUAAUGAAAAUAUGCUAUGUAUGCAUUCAGGAAAUUUUAUUUACAGGUUUGCAGGGUUUUCUUUUUUUUUUGUUUUCUCAUUGUUUCGAUGAAGAAUGACCGUGUAGCCGUUCAUACAACAGCCAAAACCUUAAGCUUUCAGCCAUAAAACCAGAACUUACAAUAUAUAUAAUAUUACUAUCAGGAUCUACUACUAGAGUGAAUAUUGAAUGAAUCUAUAUGAGUAAAGAAAACAUGUAUUUAUAAAAAGUAUACACUUGAACGUGGGCUACAGGUUUGGAUUUUGCAUCAGGUGAAGAUUUACGAGGAAGAGACAAACAGUGAGUUCAGCUACUGAUUUAGUUACACAGCAAAACCGGACAUGAAGUGAUGCUUGAUUCAGUUUUACUUACAGGUGAUUUGGAUGUGAGAAUGAGCCGCAGAGUGCGACGUGGAAUGCCAUUGAGCAAUAAAGGAUUAUCAUGUAUGUUUCUGCCUGAGAUUCAAUAAAAACUUAAAACCUUGUUCACAGACAUUAAAA